Messenger RNA from Effrenium voratum, 1695 nucleotides. The record is from the annotation of a GenBank genome assembly. NCBI's taxonomy places the organism in Eukaryota, Dinophyceae, Suessiales, Symbiodiniaceae.
AUGUUGCUCAUUGAUGAUGCCCCGGGAGCCCCUCCAGCAGAUGAUUUCAGAUCUUUGCUGCAGAGCUUACAGGCUGGCAAGCCACAGAAAAGCAGCCACGGUGCGACUUACUCAGACAAAUGCGCUUUGAUGACGUGGGCACUGCAUGAGACGCUGUUAGAUAUGGAAAGAGAUGACAUGGCAAAAUCCUGUACGAUUUCCUUGGCCAGGGAUGCUCGCAGAGCUGACUUGCUGAUCAAGUACGGAAUUUGCACUGAGAAUUUUACAGCGCGAGCUGGAGUUCUUGGUAUGAGCCUCGGAGGUGGAGACCGUGGAGGAGACAUUGUUAGACAAACACGGAAGUUGAUCCGAAGGUUUUGUACCAAGUUCGCGAACAAGCCUCGCUGGAACUGUGGGCCUGAGCCGCAAUUCAUGGAGGGGCUCUUCAACCACAUGACUUCGAAGAUUGAGAUUGUCAUGUCAGACAGCGCGGCCAACGAAAUCCUAGCAGGAGACGUGGGUGCCGGAAAAAGAGAUGUUAACAUUGAGGAUGAGGGCGCGCAAGAACUCCACCCUAACCUGAAGAUGAUUGGAAGAGACAAGGCUCAUGCCUUCCGGAAAGUCUUGCAAAGACCGUACUGCGCCGACGAGUUCCUGCAGGCGCUGAUGACUGACCACGUUCUGGGCUCCCACUCCAUGGUCCAAAUCAUUUCGAAUUCGCAUGAAUUCUCUUUGUGGUUGGAGGAUGAGAUCAGCCGCCAGGAGCAGACUGCCGGUUUCGGGGCAAAAUGCAAGAACCUGCGUUCAGCAAAGCACAGGUUCGAGUCCCACUCCACACCGCUGGGCAGGAUGCUGUUGUAUUCCCCAGCCUUUCUUGCCACUUGCCAGAAAAUUGCCGAGAACCGAAAGGGCAACAAAGAAGGACGCUGCGCCUUGGCGUACCUUGAGAGUCUGACCCCGGAGAGUCUCUGCCAAUUUUCAAUGCUGGGAGAUGCGGCAGAUGAAGGACUGUUGUUGGUGAGAGCCAUGGACAAGGAAAACGUCGACAUGGCCGAAAUUGCCACUGUUGUCCAUUCAUUUCAGAGUCGCAUUGGGGCGCUGUUCCAACAGUCAAAGGUCGUGGAAUGCGGCUACACGCACUACGUCUUGGAACUCCUUCGGUCUGGCUCGUUGUGCAUCUUCUUGCCCAACGCAGUCAAGAAGUUCAAAGGGGUGGACUCAGGCAUGUUGGAGAGGUGCAUCACCCGUAUGCGUUGCUGGGCCAGGCUUGCUGUGGAAGUCUUGCGGGCUGAGUUCCCACACCAUUCGCUUUUCAAUGCGACGCAGGUCUUUUCUCUGAAGACUGAGAGGGAGCAAGUGUGUGAGAUCACUCAGACGACCAACGUCCAUUUUCACAGGCUGGCUCAGGUGUUUGAUGUGAACGCCGCGGCUCUACGAGACCAACUUUUGCGACACAGGCCAGUUGCUGAGCAGAUGAUGAGGGAAGGUGGGUUGAAGAGCCGAGACGCUUGGCUUCGAGCGAUGCGGCGACUGGGCAAAUCUGGAUCGCCCUCCGACCACCUGAGUCCAGUCAUGUGGCGCUACAUUGCUUGGCAAGCCAUUGGGAUUGAAUUGGCGACUUUUGGCUUGGUUGUCGUCGAAGAAACAAAUUACAUGGAAUCGAACUUAACCGUGCUUAAUGGGGGUGACUCAAUCAGUUUCGAUAUAAUCGACUAA